CUGGACUUGGUUCACUCAGACGUGUACACACUUUGAACCUGUCUCACAACCAGUUAGUCAGCAGUGAUGGGUUGGAAGACGCCAUCACUGUGCAGCAUCUAGACCUCUCCCACAACUACUUGCAGAGAGUUGCCAACAUCAGCAAGCUCUGCCUCUUGAGUGACCUCAUCUUGGCAUGCAAUAAUCUUCGUCAGGUGCCUGAACUACAAAACCAGGUACUGUUACAGACAUUGAACCUACAAGAAAACAGCAUCAGAUCUCUGGAGCCCCUCAGCCAAUACUGGUUACCCCUUUUGCAUUCACUCAACUGCAGUCAGAACAUGCUUGAAAGUGUUUCUGGCAUCAGUGGUUUAAUCUUGCUGUCAUACCUGGAUGUUAGUCACAACCAAAUUACAGAAAUGGAAAACCUACUGCCUGGCAUAGCACAGAGUAAACGGCUGGAAACACUGCUGUUGGAAGGUAAUCCUUUAGUGGAUGCAUGCACACAAGAAUAUCAGCAACUUGUCAGCAAAGCUGUACCAUCCCUCAAGUCCUUAGAUACUGUCUCAGUCCAGCCACAAGCAGCAGAGUCUGCCCUGGGUAGCAGAGCUAACUUGUGUGAUGAUGUCAUUCAGAUGUGCUUGGCUCAAGCUAGCCUACACGCUGCAUUAAAAGACCAAGUGUUGUUGGUUAACCAGCAUGUGACAGCUGAGACCUUGUGCUCCACCUGCUUCACUUUUUGUGACACAUCAUUCAAGAUGGCCUCAGAACACAGAUCUGCUCAUGAAUACGGUGAUACAAGUACUACACGUGAUAUUAACCAUUCCUCCAUGUUUGCCAUGAAUGGAAAAGCCAAGUUUUGUGCAAUAACUGACAGUAAACCAGAGUUAGCGUCUAUGGCAGACAGAAAGCAUACAUUUUAUGUUUCUGAAAGUUAUAAAACAUCAGACAAGAGUGUUUCUGAUACAUACAUGGUUAAAUCUGUUGCCAUACCUGACAAAGAAAACUAUGUGUCUGAUAACCAGAGUGCAGUUAUCAAAAAUUCAAAUUCUGUGGUAGUAAAAAGUGAUAUUUCUAGUGCAGUAAUGGAUCGGGAUUCAAAUGUUACCAAUGUGACCAUGCAACCUGAUUGUGAUAUAUCAAACAAUACAGACACAACAACUAGACAAGAUCAAAGUAAAACAACUCACAUGAAAUCAAGAUUAUAUGCUACCGAUGGAAACAAGACAGCUAGACAGUCUGCAGAAGUUAAUAUUAGUUUGUCUGAAACAAAUAAUAGUGACAGAAAUAAUAAUUGUAAUAAAAACAGCUACCGUUCGUCUUCUAAUGGCUCCCCCAUUGAAAGGAUAAACAGAUUUCCAUUGGCUGGUAAGCAAAAUCUGGAGAAUUCAAUGCAAGACAAUCAUUUAACAGUAAAAGCAAAAGCAGCCAAUGUCAAACUUCCUGACAGUGGCCACUUUGGACAGUACUUGAGUGGAAAGGACAAGUUUGAAAUUGCUUUACAAGCUCAGUCUACAACCACCAAAGUCCUGGCCAAUGGUGAGACACAGAACAGUGUUAGCACACUCCAGUCUAUGAAUGGAGAGGGCAAUAAAUUUUUGUCAGGAGUGAAAGCUAACAUUGUUGGAGGGCAGUUAUUCAAGCAGGAUACAAGUGGCAUUGGAUCUAGAGAUUUGGAGUUAUCUGCCCUUGACCCCGAUGGAAACGUGGACUUAGACAGCAUGGAGUUUGACAUUGACAGUUUCUUGGACAUGGAAGAGCUUGAUGAGCUUCUAGAACUCGGCUGGAGACCAGCAGAUGUCCCUCACGUUCCCCAGAGUUCUCAUCCUCUACCUGGACAAAUAAAAGCAACAGACGACCACAAUGUAAAACUGAACCAGCAGAAGACGAGAAAUCAGGACCACAUUCAGCCCCACCCACCAGCCCAGCCUUCUCAGGCCUGGACAAAUUCUCCAGUUUCUGCAGAUGUGAAAUCUUCAGGUCUCAAUCUUGCUCUAGGGGCAGCCUCACCAGCUACAGCUCCCUCACCUUUAUCUGUCGCCAGCACUGCAGAAACUGGGUCAAGAGGAAGCAUCAGAUCCAAGAAGGAGGAACUAUCUGAGGAAUGGGGUUUUAAAGACUCUCGUACCGUUGAGAUGAUGUUUGCAAGAGCUAAGAAGAUGAAGUAUAACAGCGAGAGGCGCAGGAAGCUUGACAAGCUUGAUCCUCAACAAAAACUUCAUCUGCUAAAGAAGUUGGAGGAAAAGUAUCGAGUCAAAUCCACAAGACCUCCAUCUGCAAAAAUUCUGCCACGGAAAGAAUAUUUUAGAGCGAGAGAAGAGGAAUUUCACAGACAAGAACUGGAAAAACAGACAGAAGACAGCACACGUGCCCGUCGGAUGUUUGAGUGGCUGCACACUCAAGUUGGAGACCACCAUACAGCAAGUUCAAGGUUAAAUCCAGGGCUGAGUUCAGGCUAUUUGAAUCAGGACAAUGCUUCCAGCAGACGUAAUGCUGUUGGAUAUGCCCAUUCUAGAAAGUCCAGUCCUCUGUCUGACUCUCACAAGUCAGUUGUCAGGGAUGCCCAGCAAGUCAGGAGAUAUUCUAGUGAAGAGACUCUACCUGGCCAUUCUAUUAUCUUACCUCCAAUUCAUGAAAGCUCUCUCCCUUCCAGCCACAAGAAAGACAGGAUUUCAUAUCGAGACACACCUGUUGAGAUCAGCGGAGGAUGGGGUGGUGGAAAGAAAAGAGGAAAAAUAAACAGGUAG
Messenger RNA from Candidula unifasciata, 2726 nucleotides. NCBI's taxonomy places the organism in Eukaryota, Metazoa, Mollusca, Gastropoda, Stylommatophora, Geomitridae. The record is from the annotation of a GenBank genome assembly.